Camelina sativa (false flax) is the source of this 990-nucleotide messenger RNA. RefSeq lists its product as uncharacterized. Lineage: Eukaryota; Viridiplantae; Streptophyta; Magnoliopsida; Brassicales; Brassicaceae. The record is from RefSeq and is a predicted model, not a curated record.
GGUUAGAUCUCUCUUUGCCGCCGGAGAUGAUCGCCGCCAUAAGAGCAGCGAUUCUCAAGCCACAAGACUACUGUUCUCACCUCAAAACUGCCCUUUUCCAUUCUACUCCUAUCUUACAACGCAAACAUCAAUCCAAUUCGAAAGCUCGGAAAAGAAAGAAGGCAAAGCAAGAUUUGCGUCGUAAUGUGAAUGCUUUUGCAGAACACUUAUUUGGGAUUUGGAGUGAUGGUUUUGAUUACUCUAGUAAACACACCUCGUGGUUUCAGAAACAGUUCUCCAGGGUCUCCAAAAGAAAUCGGAAUGGUAGUAGUAGUAGACACACCCCUCAACAUUUGGAUAAAAGAUGUUUUGAUUUUAGCCAAGUUGAUGAAGGAUAUGAAAUCGAAUACUUUUUACGGAAUGCAUUGGGUGGAUCCCGUGGUUUCUCUUGGUCAAACAACACUCAUCAAGAUGGGGGAGCUCGCUCUGGGAGGUAUUCUAACAACUUUAGAAAAUCUUGGGGCUCGAGGUAUCGGUUAGACCAAGAAGAAGAAGAAGAAGAGGAAGAUGAGUAUUCUUCAAGAGAAUCGAGAGUUAAAGAGCCAAACGAGGAGUCUCAUAGACAAGCACUUGGUUUGAGUUCCUCAGGUCCCUUAAACCUUGAAGAUGUCAAAAUUGCAUACAGAGCUUGUGCAUUAAAAUGGCAUCCAGAUCGUCACCACGCCUCUACCAAGAAUGCAGCCGAGGAAAAAUUCAAGCUCUGCACUGUGGCAUAUCAAUCUUUAUGCGAAAAGCUAGCCACAAACUAAUAGGGGUCACCUUUGGGUUUUAUAUAUUCUUCGAUUUUAUUAUCCAUUUUACUAUAAAAUAUGUAACUCUCUCUAUAAUAAAGUUUAGCAUUCUAAACACCAAAGAAAAAAACGAAGGACAAGUAGUGAGUUUUGGUAUGUGCAUUAGUAGACGGAUUAGAAACAACAAUUAGGUAUCUUUCAACCUUUUUUCGUCCUUUGU